AUGACAAUACCUUUCAAUAUUCCUAUAUCAGAUCUAGACUAUUGUCUAGAGCAGCUAUUAGAUCAUAAACCACCUAAAAUAUUACCACCAGAGACCAUUCAACAACUAUGUCAUAUGUUAAAAACUGAACUUUUAGCUGUUCCCAAUAUAAUAUCUUUACAAUCACCAAUAUCAGUAGUAGGAGAUAUUCAUGGUCAAUUUCAUGACUUGCUUGAAAUAUUUCAAAUAGGAGGAUCACCUCCAAAUACAAAUUAUUUAUUUCUAGGAGAUUAUGUUGAUAGAGGUUAUUAUUCAGUUGAAACUAUAUCUUUAUUAUUAGUAUUAAAACUACGAUAUCCAAAUAGAAUAAACUUAAUAAGAGGCAAUCAUGAAUCAAGAACUAUUACCACGAAUUAUGGAUUUUACACAGAAGUUUUAAAUAAAUAUAAUGGAUCAGCUGAUGUAUGGACAUAUAUAACUGAUUUAUUUGAUUAUUUACCUUUAGGUGCUACAAUCGAUGGUACCAUUUUUGCAUGUCAUGGUGGCUUAUCACCAAGCUGUCAACAAUUAGAUCAAAUAAGAGCAAUAGAUAGAUUUAGAGAGAUUCCCCAUGAUGGUAUCAUGGCUGAUUUAGUAUGGUCUGAUCCAGAUGUUGAAAUAACUGAUUUUAAAUUGAGUCCAAGAGGUGCUGGUUACCUAUUUGGUAGUGAUAUAAUGAAUAAAUUUUGUAAAGAGAAUAAUUUGGUUCAAAUGAUUAGAGCACAUCAAUUAUGUAAUGAAGGUUAUACAAGUUAUUGGAGUGGAAAAUGUUUAACCGUAUGGUCUGCACCGAAUUAUUGUUAUAGAUGUGGCAAUAAAGCAAGUGUAUUGGAAAUUUUAUACACAAAUUAUGACACCAAUAAUAACUUAAAGUCUACUGUAACAAAAGAAAUAACAUCACUGGAUUAUAGAGCCAAAUUAAGAAUUGAACAAGGUGUUUUACCAGGUCAAUUUUUCAAUAUAUUUGAAGCAUCGAGGGAGAAUGAUGAAGAUACAUCAAAUGGUAAAAGUGUUAAUGGAAUUAAUUUCUCAGAUGAUUCAAUUAAUGGAUCUAGUGAAAAUGAUUUCUUUGCGGGUUACUUUCAAGAAAGACCUAAACGAAAACCCGUGGAGUAUUUUUUAUGA
Lodderomyces pseudojiufengensis is the source of this 1143-nucleotide messenger RNA. RefSeq names its product putative serine/threonine-protein kinase (gene PPG1). Lineage: Eukaryota; Fungi; Ascomycota; Pichiomycetes; Serinales; Debaryomycetaceae. The record is from RefSeq and is a predicted model, not a curated record. The transcript has a single exon. Gene Ontology annotation, biological process: peptidyl-serine dephosphorylation. Gene Ontology annotation, cellular component: FAR/SIP/STRIPAK complex. Gene Ontology annotation, molecular function: protein serine/threonine phosphatase activity. Bases 1 to 1143 code for a protein of 380 amino acids.